UACAUUUUCUUUAUCCAGCUAUUUAUGCAUUUUUCCACUCAGUGCAUUUUGCCCUGUAGCCACCAGGGGGCGACAGAUGUCGAUGACUUUCCCAACAGCAGAUGGUAUGUAACGCAAGUUGCAGCCGUCUGAAGGGAACUAACAUUAUUGUCCAAGUGCUGUGGUUUUACCUGGCUGUUUCAAACCACUGUCCCCUCUUGGGAACGUAGCUAAGUCGUCGCAGAUCUUGGUAACACAGUGAAGAGGUGGAAACUUCUGCUGCGGAAGGGUCUUGUGUCCAACAGUUCAGAGGUGACAAACACAUUUGUACCUCACAGCCACUGUUGUGUCAGAGGAAAUUAAAACACCGGUGAAGCUAUGUUCAACCCAAACAUUCACCAACAACAGCAACAGUUUCACCAACACCUGCGGCAGCUACAGCAACUUUUCCAGCAGCAGCAGCCGCCUCCACCUCCGCCUCCGCAGCCCCCUCCGGCGCAUCAUGUCGCCCACCACCACCACCAAGCACAGCGAACGAUCCCGGUGCCUCCCCAAGGUGCUCCUCCACCACGGAUGGUCAACCUGUGCCAGGCUACUCAGACUACUAUCAUCGCUCCGAACCCCAUGCUGCAGGGGGCCAUACUGAUGCAGCAGAUGCAGGGUAACAUGCGAAGCUUUGCGAUGGGUGGACAACAGUUCCGUCAAUUCUUUGCAGCUGGAGCCAGAUCCUCCCUGCUCGGACCGGUCCCCAUGGGUGUAGCCAUCAAGUCCCCCAUGAUGGGUUUUCCAGCUCCCCGACACUUCCAUCCCCCUACUCGCUACUACAAUAACACCACGACAGCGACCGCCACCUCUUCUACCACCACCACCUCCACGGACUUUGCUGCUCGUCAGCCAGACAGGAAAAGGGACAAUGAGCAGAGGGCAUCUGGGAGCGCCGAUGGUCAACAGUCAGCCAUCAGUACUAGUGACACCAACAGUAAGGCUGAUACAGACGGAGCUGAGGGAGGAGCAGACAGAUCCACACAACCAGCAGAGGAGCCGGCAGACGAACCUGCAGCCAAGAAGCAGAGGACAGAGGGGUUGGAGGAGCCAAAGGAACAGUCUGUUAUUGAGGCUGUUACUAUAACAGAGGCUGAUGUCGCUAUUCCUCCUGAGUAUAACAGCAAUACAGAGGAUGGCCAAUCUGAUGAAUGCAUCAUUCUGGAGGAAGGAGGAUCCACAGCAGGAUCUGAGGCAGUUGAGGCUCUGGAGGAGAGCAGAGCUGCUGAGGUGCACAGCGAUAUGUCCACCCCAUCACCGUGUGGCCAGCAGAGUGAGGAAAGCCAGCCAAGUACUUUGGCACCAGACGCGGCAACAGAGGGCAAAGACGCCCCUCUGGCAUCACCCGACAACCUGGAGGAAGGCAGGGAGGGAGCCAACAAGUUCUACUGCUACCUCUGCAGUAUCACCUGCCACAACCAGCAGAACUUCAGGAGCCAUAUGAAUGGCAUUUCCCACCAACAGAGGAUGAUGGAGAUACAGCACAUGAGCAAUGCCUGCCUAGUCACGCUGUUGCCCCGAGUUCAGGAGUCUCUACAGGCAGCACAAAAAGAUGGAGAAAAAAGGCCGGGCCCUCAGCGUUGGUGUGCCACCUGCCAGACUCACUUCACCAGUAACAUCACAGACCAUCGUCGCACCGAGGAGCACAAACUUGCCAGUCGAACAGCGAGCCCUUCCUGCACAGUCUGCAAGAAACACUUCAGGACCUCACAGCUUUUUGUGGAACACAUGCAGUCCCCGGAGCACAAGCAGCGAGUGGAGGAGCUUCAGGAAAAGGAGGGCUCUGACCUCUUGGUCGCUGACACAGAUGGCUGUUUGGUGGAUGAGCAGGAGGAGGAGGGCGGUGAGGUAGAAGAGCAAGAAGAAAGACAGAGUAGCGAUGGAGACCAAGGAAGCUCCCACAGUCAGGAUGGAUGGUCCGCGCUCACAGAAGUGACCCUGCAGGACAUGGCCAGUGAUGAGCAGUAUGACCCCAACACAGUCUAUGGGUCCAAUUUUUUAGUUCCAGUAGCUGGGUUUCUGUGCCGUCUCUGCAACAGAUUUUGCCAUUUCGAGUCCUCUGCCCUUCACUCGCACUGUAAAUCCCUCAAGCACUUUGAAAACCUCAAGAAAUACAGAGCCUUGCACAGCCAAUCGGAUGAAGCUAGAGAAUCUUUCCUCAGGCCAGAAAACACCACAGACUGUUUGGAUGGGAAUAGCAAACACAAUGGUUCUAAUACCGUCUCUGUUGACAAGGGUUCAGUGACAAAGUCCAUGCAGCCUAUUGUUAACAUCACCCGCCUGAAGCUGCUGUCAGACAGCCAGCAGGAGGAGAAACAACCAGCACCCACCUCACCCCCACAGCACCUCACAGACAAUUCACCUAGCACCAGCUGCAUAGACCAAGACCUCACCACCCACACCUUAGAGGAGGAGACCACAUCCCAGGACUCUGCAGCUAAGGAGAGUCCCGCUGAGUUGCUUGCUAGCAAGGUAGAGGAGCAGGUGGCAGCUGUUGAAGAUACAGAAGAAGAAAAGGAGAAAGAAACUCCUGCUGUAGCAGGAAAGAAGGCCAGCAUAGUGAAGGCAAAACCGGUGGCCAAAAGGAGGUCAGGGAGGACCACAUGCAGACGAUGAGUCACAAAAAAAGAGAAGAAACUCGGUGCAAUCACAACCUUAGGAUGGCAUUUUUCAGUAUAGGAAGAGGCUGCACCAUGCACUUUGUCAUGGAACAGACGAAGAUGCGGAAAAAACCAGCUUCCCCAUGCUGCUGGACUUUUAAAUGAAACACAUACCUAGACUUUUAACAGGUAUGCUGUGUGGAACGUGACUGUUGAGCAGAGCAGCGAGGUGAAAUUUUAGCAUGUGAUUUGCUCUCACAGGGUGGGAUAUUAACACUUGCCACCCAUUAAAUGAAAAAUGAUCAGUGGUGGGUAAGCCUCUGAAUUUUACCAGCCAGAUAGAAAACUGUCCUUGUGCAAGCUAGGCUUUUGGCCAAACCCCAGCCUCUCUUUUAGAUUAUAAUAAUUAAAAUAAAAUCCCAAUUAAGCAUCUAUGUGAGCCAUUAAAAGGUAAGCCAAGCUUAUUUGUAUCAUUUGUUUAAAAAGUUGGUACAGUUUUAUCUGAACCAGCCUUUCUUUAUUCUGUGUGAAUCAAAAAAAAAAAAAAAACCCUCUCUGUUAGCUCGAUUAGCCCUUCAUAAUAUCUGUUAUGUCAGUGAACAUACUUGAUUUUAUUUUUUUUAACAAUGGAGCAAAGGGUUUGUACAUGUUCUAAUGGCAGUAUAUUAUUGAUCCCUUCAAUCUGCAUUAACUUUUUUUUAGUUUGAAAACCCCAACCAUGAUUGAAAGUUGGUGUAUGUUUAAUUGCUUCUUGGCCCCUAAAUUUAACAAUGAUCAGGCAUUUUAAAUGUAGCUGGUUAAAAAACAAAUAAAUGAAAAAAUAAUGAAUGGCUGAUAGAUUUUGGGUGUCCACAAGCCUCUGUGGCUGGCUGACCAAAAAGUUAAUUUCCCACCCUGAUAUCCCAGGGGAUCAGGAGGAUGAUGAUGAUGAUGAUGAUAGUUCACUAGCUAGCUAGAUGAAUGAUUGCUAACAAAUUGUAAACAAGUGUGCGGAACUUUUGAGGAUGGAACAGUAAAGGCAUUUUCCACGUUGCCUAACCAUGUAGCACAAGCAUUUAGUGAGAUGGGAUGUAGACCGUUACUGCUCUGAACCAAAUUAUAAGUAUUCAAGCAGCUGGCAACUUUAUGAAGCAAUUUUGACAAAAUGGUACUUAUGCUUGAGUGUUGAGCAGGGCUGAAUCUUGAAUCUGAUCUGAGCUUAGUUGAAAUCUAAAUUGUCUAUGGCAUUUCAUCCAGAGCCCAACUGAUAACUGGAUUUUUAGGGCAGAUACCAGUAUUAGCAUGGAAAAAUUUCUGAUGUCAUUAUAUCAGCUGAUAUAAACAUAAACCCACAUUUUUUGCAGUGAUCCCUCAAAUGUGGUUAUCAAACACUUGUGACAAAGUUUAACAUACAUAACUUGAUGUAAGAAAAAGGAAUACAUUAAUUUCCUAACUACCCAAAGCAUCUUUUUCUGCAUUAUGUUCUGUAAGAGAACAUAUUGGGACAUAUCGUACAACAUAGACACCAAUACAUCUGUGUCAGGCCAAUAUCAGAUGUAUCGGUCAGGCUAAUUUCAUCUUUUUUUUCCUACAAAUUUGGGGUUCAAGAUGUCAUGUUUCGGGCAAAACAGUUUUCAGCAACUGAUGCCUUAUAAUAACUGCACUACUACACACAUUCAGACUGGACUACUUCUUUAGCUAAAAUCCCGAGGUAAUUGGGAAGCCUGUUUGCAUUAUGAAGCCGUUAAUAAUCACAACAAAAGAUGUAGGAGAUGACUGCAGAAGCUUGACAUUUGCUGGGGGAAAAUGGCCAUACAACCUUCAACUGUACAGUGAAAUGAAGAGAGAACCUUUUGGGAGCUCCUAGAUGAGGUUGUGACAGCACUUCAUCAGUGCAGGAGCCCAAAAAGAAAAUGAAUCAGGCUCUGAAUUGGAACUGUACGAGCUGUGCCCCUGGAAUCCGGCCAAGUUACUCAUGCAUUUACAAAAGGCUCUGCUAAAUCUGAGAUAUUGCUUUUCUUGAAACUGAAAAGCUUGUUAAUCAGAUAGUCAAGAAGCAUGUCUGCAGUGUUAGGCAAACACACCGCGUGCUGCUGAAGGAAGCUUUUGAACCUUGCUGCUGUCAUGACUUGAUAUGACUUGAUAAUGACUUUAAUUUUUACUUGGUAAAACUUUAUCUCUUUGACCCAAGGAGCAAAACAAAACUACUUGUGUCAGAGCUAAAAUUGCUGGUGUGAAGUUUGAAAUUACUUUUGAGGUGUUUGUUUUUGUUUUUCCCCACUGAAAAUACAUUGCAUCUUCAAACCAAGACUGCAAAUCUAAUAAUAUAAUAGAAAUGCACUGGCCUCAGAAGAGACUCUCUCGGUCAUGGAGUAACCGAGCAGGAAGAAUUGGUUUCAUGUAAAUCUGUAUUUGGUGUGACAUUUCCUCUUACAAUUGGAAAAAAAUCUCAUGGCCAGUUGUAAGGUUUGGCUGUUCUUGAACAAAUUAAUCCUCCCGUUCAUGUGUUGGGCCUAAAGCGGUGGCACAUUGACUGGCUUAUAGGUGCUUGCACAAACAUUCACAACAAACAUGACAUUGUGUGAGCUGGUAGCUGUGCUUGUUUCCCUCCCUUUCACCAUUGCAUUCAUUUUAUUUUCUUAUCUAAAUUGUAUUUGUUCCUAUACACUGGACAGAUGGACUCACAAAUGGUGAGCUGAAUGGUCCCAACAUUAGUUGCAUCAGAAAGUUUGUGAUUUUUAAUAUUUAAUGUAGUAAACCUGCAGCUCCAUUUAGAAGUACCAGUAACACAAUAGAAUAGCAUAGCCCAUAGUUAAAGUUCACACAAAUGUGUAUUUAUAAUUCUGUCUGCAGCAUUUCAGCAGUCAUAAGCCACCAUGAGGAUGCAUUUCUUCUUUCUUUGUGGUCAGUAUGCCGUUUUGAAGACAUUUCAUCCUAAUGAUAGAGAAGGAUAUUAAAACCACAGUGAACUGAUGACCUCUGUAGCAGUCCCUUGUAUUUGGGUGUGCAAACUGUCAUGUGAUUGAUGUCACAUUACAUCCUGUUUGAAAGAACAUGUCAGGGAGAUAUUUUGCCAGAUCGAUCCUUAACUGUACAUCGUUAAGUUCAGAGACCAAUGUAUGUAGCUAUGGCAAGGUUGUCCUCUUCCUGUCUGGCUCUGAAACAGACUAGAAUGGGAGAGAAAUGGACAUAAAAGGCUAGUUUCAAAUAAAGUUGUUUCUUAUUGUAUUUUUAUUCAGCAACUGACAAAAUGAGAUGAACAAACAGUGAUGUUUUCUAACUGCUGUAGGUUUCAUGUAUUUUUGGAUGUUUGUUUUCUGUUCUGGGGUCAUUUUAAUUUAUAUUAAAAUGUCUGACAAUUUCCA
Molecule: messenger RNA, 5965 nt
Organism: Myripristis murdjan (pinecone soldierfish)
Lineage: Eukaryota; Metazoa; Chordata; Actinopteri; Holocentriformes; Holocentridae
Gene: ciz1a
Product: cdkn1a interacting zinc finger protein 1a
Exons: 16
Coding region: 358-2637 (759 amino acids)
Cellular component (GO): nucleus
Molecular function (GO): nucleic acid binding; zinc ion binding
Source: RefSeq, a predicted model, not a curated record